GUCGUCCAUACCGUGUGAAAAUUCACUUAGCUGUCUUCUCCUCAUUCACAGAACACUUUAACACCUUCUUCACCAUGUCACUUUCCUUCAACACUCUUUAUAUAUACCACCUUUCAAUCCACACUUUCCCUCUCAAUAUCAAAACCAAACAAACAACAGAAAAACAACUACCUAGUACUACAACAGAAUAACAAACUUGUUUUAUUACAGCAUGUUUACUAAUAAUCAAAUUUCGGACUCGCAUGAUUCAUGUUCGUCUUCGGAGAGGUUUCUCAAGCCGAAAAAACCUGCGGGAAGGAAAAAGUUCAGAGAAACGCGCCACCCGAUAUACCGUGGUGUAAGAAAGAGGGAUUCUGGAAAGUGGGUGUGUGAAGUGAGAGAGCCCAACAAGAAAACAAGAAUCUGGCUAGGGACGUUUCUAACUCCUGAGAUGGCGGCGCGUGCGCAUGACGUUGCCGCGAUUGCGCUUAGAGGAAACUCUGCUUGUCUUAAUUUUGCUGACUCUACUUGGAGGUUGCCGGUUCCGGCUACGUCGGAUGCGAGAGAUAUUCAAAAGGCGGCGGCAGAGGCAGGCGAGGCUUUCCGGCCGGAGACUAAGUUUCAGAACAGUGAGGACAUUGAGGAGAGGAAGGAUAAUGAGUUAUCGUCGACGGUGAUGGUGGCAGGGGCGGAGACGGAGACGGCGAUGGAGCAACGAGAGGAAGAAGAGGAUGCAGUGCCGGAGUAUUUGAGAAACAUGGUUUUUACGUCACCUGCACGUUACUGGGGGAACGAGUUUUGUUUUGAUGACGUGGAAUUUGGUGAUACUGAAGUUUCAUUAUGGAGUUACUAAAUUUAAUUCAAGAAAAGUGCUAGUACCAAAUUCAGAAAUAAGAGGUUGCAUGGUGUGUACUUGUUUGUGUAGGAAAUUGUAAGAUAGUGUCUGUACUUAUGAUUUUUUUACAGUACGGAUACUAUUGGUAGGUUGAGAAAAGAUGUGACAGAAGAAAAUAUACUUCUUUUUUGGGAUGUUGAUACUAGAUACAUGAUGUGUUAUGUGUACAUUAAUUUUAAGUGUGCACAAUAUUUUGCUGAAAAUUACAACAUUUGAUAUAUUAAUAAACUUAAAUAGAAGUUUUGGA
Lathyrus oleraceus (garden pea) is the source of this 1121-nucleotide messenger RNA. Its product is annotated as dehydration-responsive element-binding protein 1A. The transcript has a single exon. Bases 212 to 832 code for a protein of 206 amino acids. Gene Ontology annotation, molecular function: DNA binding; DNA-binding transcription factor activity. NCBI's taxonomy places the organism in Eukaryota, Viridiplantae, Streptophyta, Magnoliopsida, Fabales, Fabaceae. Gene Ontology annotation, biological process: regulation of DNA-templated transcription. The record is from RefSeq and is a predicted model, not a curated record.